AACCAAAGCAACUUAGAGAAUGGAUUAGUAAAAAACCAGAGCUUAUGAAAUUUCACCAGGCCCAAUCCCAGCAAAAGACCGUCAGUCGCUAUAUGAUUCAAGCAAAAGCUCAUUCUCUUGCUACCACUUCUA
Racocetra persica is the source of this 132-nucleotide messenger RNA. Lineage: Eukaryota; Fungi; Glomeromycota; Glomeromycetes; Diversisporales; Gigasporaceae. The record is from the annotation of a GenBank genome assembly.